AUGAUAAAGUUAUUCUACCAGCUCUUCCUAGUGGCCAGCGUCGUCGGGGCGGUCCAAACAAACUGCACCUCAAAUGCACGACCAAUCGUCGAUCUUGGAAAUGAAAUAUAUCAGGCUACGGAGCCUGAGAAUGAUACCACCGACUAUUAUAGUUUCUCUAACAUCCGAUAUGCCGCUGCCCCCGUCGGGGACCUCCGCUGGGCAGCCCCCGUGGCACCUCGCAGCAACCGGACUGCUAUACAGUCCAAAUCGCAGCCGGUAACGUGUGGGCAGGGAUCAUCCGCCUGGCAGAUUGUGACCUCGACGAAAAUCAACAAGUACCUAGAAACUGGUGUCACCCCCAACGUCUCUUACAGCGAGCUACCCACGUUCCUCUCCGACGGCGUAGAGGACUGUCUCUUCCUCGACGUGGUGACGCCUAGGACCAUUUUCGCCCACAUGUCCGAGCAGCAAGAGGGCCAGCCCGGCUCCCUUGCACCGGUGCUGAACGGCCUUGUGUACGUGGCACUCAACUACCGUCUCGGAGCCUUCGGGUUCCUGUCGGGGCCGUCGUUCGAGCAACAGGGCGCCUUUCUGAACGCGGGUCUACACGACCAAUCAGGAACCCUUCCGCCGCUCUUCCGCCGCGCCAUUGCCCAGUCUCCCGCUUACUUCCCCUACCGCUCCGCCGCGGACUGCGAAGACGCCUUCCGCUCAUUCCUUGGCCGCGCCAACGCCUCCACCCUCGCCGAGGCCCGCCGUCUUCCCUCCGCCGCCCUGCUGCAGGCCAACGCCGACACCACCGGCCAGGCCCAACCCUACCAUUUCCCCAUUUACGGCCCGACCCCGGAUAACAGCCUCGUGGUCGCUGAUCCCAAAGUCCACCGCCGUCGCGGCGAAUUCGACCGAUCCGUCACCCUGGCCGUGUCUCAUAACUCCGACGAAGGUCUUGUGCUAGUGCCGGCUAUCCACACAGACGACGAGUACAUCGACUUCCUACAGAGCAUCCUGACCCGCGCUCCCGCCUCGACCAUUGCCUUCGUCGCAGAUACGCGCACUGCUGCGGACAUGAUCAUCGACUGCAAUGCGGGGGCUCUUCGUCAGGCCUACGCCAACAGCUCGUUUGGAUACUACUUUGAUCUCACCCCGGGCAUUCACGCCCAGGACGUUCCUUACACCUUUUAUACGCCGGGGCAGCCUGCGUCAGGAUACAGCCUGGUUGAUACAGGCCUGGUAAAUGAGACCGUUGCUUUCGCGUGGCAGGAUUACAUCGUUGGGUUUGCGAAGACGGGCGUGCCUCGGAAUGCGGUCGACGAUCUGUCGAAGAUCCCCAGGUACGGUAUCGAGGGGAUGGUCGUGGGGUUCGGAAAUAGUGAGAUUCGUACACUUCAAGAUCCGGCUGUGAAUGAGCGAUGCGAGUGGUGGGGUCUUGGGCUGUUCUGA
Messenger RNA from Aspergillus steynii IBT 23096, 1422 nucleotides. RefSeq names its product alpha/beta-hydrolase. NCBI's taxonomy places the organism in Eukaryota, Fungi, Ascomycota, Eurotiomycetes, Eurotiales, Aspergillaceae. Bases 1 to 1422 code for a protein of 473 amino acids. The record is from RefSeq and is a predicted model, not a curated record. The transcript is spliced from 5 exons.